AUGAACUCCCUCCGCGUCUUCCUGCUUUGCUCCCUAUUCCACAAACGACCAUGCAGCCUCAACCGCCUACAAGUGACAGCGGGAAGACCAACAGGACUCGGUGCAACACUUCCUCUCGCACUUGGGCACUGGCACACAACACAGUGGAAUAGACCGAACUCAUCAACCAAGGCCACAAGCCAGCUGAACGACAAGAAGAAGAAGAAUAGAUUGACAAAGGAAGAACAGGAAGUGGUCGAAAAGUUCAACGGGUUCAUAGGCGAAAGGAAACUCAAGGAUUGGAAGAAACUGUGCGAUACCAUUGGUCUGGAAGGCGAGUUUGAAAGUAUCCAGAGCUGUGGAGAGGCCAUCGAAGCCGUGCACGUCAACAUCUACGACGUCCUUGAUGCCGACGAGAUCAUCCAAGCCGGAGGAAAGGCAAGGCCACAGCGCUUCAGCACCACUUAUGAGCUGUCGGAGUAUACCAAGCGAGAGGAGAAGAUUUACCCGAGAUGGAGGGUCAUUAGGAGCGAGCCGGAGGGGGCGUUGCUGAAGAAUAUCAACAACCCGCAUUUGGAUGAGGAGUGGCAGAGAAAGAAGGAGGAGAAGAAGAUGCGGAGGAAGAAGGAGGCGAGGGUGAGGAGAGAGUAG
Messenger RNA from Sordaria macrospora k-hell, 630 nucleotides. RefSeq lists its product as uncharacterized. Lineage: Eukaryota; Fungi; Ascomycota; Sordariomycetes; Sordariales; Sordariaceae. The record is from RefSeq and is a predicted model, not a curated record.